Messenger RNA from Mercenaria mercenaria, 2980 nucleotides. RefSeq names its product carbonic anhydrase-like. Gene Ontology annotation, cellular component: cytoplasm. Bases 25 to 1095 code for a protein of 356 amino acids. The transcript has 9 exons. The record is from RefSeq and is a predicted model, not a curated record. Gene Ontology annotation, molecular function: carbonate dehydratase activity; zinc ion binding. Lineage: Eukaryota; Metazoa; Mollusca; Bivalvia; Venerida; Veneridae.
GAUCGGUUUACUGUUUAUACAACAAUGACAACAAUCGCAAUCAGAAACGUUGGAGUAAUAUUUUUGAAUUUGUUAGUACAAAAUAUUAACGGACAUCCUCAACAACAUUCAGUGCUCCGCGAGUCGAUCACAGAUGUAGCGCAUUGGAAUUAUGGAGACGGGGAGUAUGGACCUCCAUUCUGGCCAUAUUUAUUUCCACAAUAUUGUGCUGGGAUGUAUCAAUCGCCAAUUGAUAUUCACAGAAAGCAAACGAUCUAUGAUCCAGCUUUAACAGAAUUUGCUAUAUUCUCCGAUCCACCCAGACGAGGAUCUAUGUUUCAGGUUCAUAACAAUGGUCAUGCAGUUGAAAUAAAUACAGUGGGAGAAUUCUUCGUGACGAAUGGCGGAUUACCAGGGGUUUAUAAGACAGAGCAAUUUCAUUUCCACUGGGGAGCAUACAAUAAUCGCGGAUCAGAGCAUACAAUUGAUGGUGAACGAGCACCCUUAGAGAUGCACAUUGUAAGCUGUAACCGUAAGUACGGAAGUGCUAACGAAGCAGCUAAACAUCCAGACGGUAUUGCAGUAUUAUCAGUCUUGUUCAGAAUCUCGCUGGAGGACAACCCAGUCUUACAACCAAUUAUAGAUGUUCUGCCCAAAGUAAGAGACCCAGAUGACCAUAGAUUAAUCACAGUUCCUCCAACUGCAAUAAAGAAAUUGCUGCCCAAUGGACGAGACAGAUAUUUCAGAUACCAAGGCUCUUUGACUACACCCAACUGUUCUGAGGCAGUAAUCUGGACCGUGUUUGAACAGAAACAAUUCAUCUCCGAAAGACAGCUAUAUUAUUUCCGUCAGAUGCUGACAUCGUCACUACAUGUUGAAACCAGAGCACAUAGACAGUUUAACAUAGUUCAGCCAGACAGAGCUAUCGAAACAAGGAUACCAUUGGUUGACAAUUUCCGACCGAUUCAAAGACUAAAUGGACGCAGGGUGUAUCGGAGUUUCAAGAAUUUUAAUUACCACAAUAUUAUACCUUGUUUAAAACCCUUAAAAUACUUGCCAGAUUACAUUGCCAUGCCCCAACCACAUUACCUCCCCCAUUUGCACUUUUCUUAUUAACUAUCAUUGUCACAUAGAAUUGCCUCUGAUUUAUAAUUUUAAUAGAUCAUUCGUUCUUUUUAUUUUCAGAGGAAAAGAAUACCGUUUUUGAAGUUAAAUCGGUUAUUCAAAUAAGAUAAGUUGAUAAUUUACAUUUAUUUGUAAAUCAGAUCUAUGUGAUGAGGGAUGUGAAAAGAAACGCUUACGAUAACCUGACAUGUAAUCUUUCAUAGCAUUGACUUUAAUCAAACGAUCUGAAUUUCGUAUUAUAAUCAUAUGACAUUAAAUAGAAUCUAUAAAAAGAACCUUUUGACGCAAAGAACGCAAUCAAACAAAAGUAAAAGCAGACUCGGUUUGAUUGAGUCUGUUAACGAAAGGUAAUGAAAUGUGCAACACCCCCGGGCCCUCAAUCGCCGGCUUUAACGGAACUGUUUUAGCUAUAAAUAUUGAAAUAUCCCAAAAGGGCCAGAAAAUAUAAUAACAUUGAGUUUAAGUACGGAGAGACUUUUACAGCCUCUGCACAACACUUAAAGUCUAUUGUUGUGAUAGUUAUAAAAGUCAGAAAGAAGAUAAUUUGGAAGCAUAGUACUCAGUCAAGCAAAGACAAUGGCAGAAACUGUUAAUAAAAUUCGUUUCAUAGUUAAAUCCAUUUCGAAAAAAAUAAUACAAUUUUCAAAAACCCUUAGGAAUUCAGUCAUUAUUUAGUGCAUGGUAUUCGACAUUGUUUUAACUAGUUUUUAAGAGACAGUAUUUGCUGUUUUCUUCAGAAUAUGUAACAAUUACUCUCUGUAAGAUUAACAUUGUUAUUAUGUUCUUAAGUGUUAGUAUGUAAAUACUUAACAAAAGUAAUUAUAGUGUACUAGAAAGGAAUGACACAAUGACCUUUUAUUGUAUCUUAAGAACGGAUAUGCACAAUGCUAUAUUCUAUUAGAAGUUAUUUGCAUAGAUGAUACUAUAGAAAUGAAUAAAUAUAAAAUAUAAUCAGGCGGUCACUUACUCAACAUUUAUACAGGUAUUAUAUACUUACUCGGUUAUUUACUCAACAUCGGUACACUCGUGUACUCGCUUGGUCACUUAACAUCCGUACACUCAUGUACUCUUCUAGUCACUUAAAAUUGUUGAACAAGACGUUUAACCCGAAUACACACACACAUAUACACACACUUACUCAACAUCCGUACAUAUAUUUAUGUACCCACUCUGGCACUCAUUCAGCAUCUGUACAUUCAUGUACUUACUUGGUCAGGUACUCAACAUUAGUGCAUUCACGUACUCACUCAACAUCCACACACUCGUGUAGUCAUUCGGUCACCUACUCAAUAUCUGUACAUGUACUCAUGUACCCACUCGGUCACCUACCUAAACAUCUGUACAUUUAUGUACUCACUUGGCCAGUUACUCAGCAUAUGUACAUUCAUGUACUCACUCGACAUCUGUACUUUCAUGUACUCACUUGAUUAGUUACUCAGCAUUUGUGCAUUCAUGUACUCACUCAACAUCCUUACACUCAUGUACUCAUUUGGUCAUCUACUCAUCAUCUUCAUAUGUAUUUAUGUAUCCACUCGGCUACUUACCUCAACAUCCGUACAUUCAUGUACUCACUCGGUCAGUUACUCAACUUUCAUGCAUUCGGGUAGUCAUACAACAUUCAUAGAUGUAUUCAUGUAGUUACUUGGUCAUUGUCAACUUUUAUUUAGUGUCAUACCAGAGGAAUUUUAUUCAUAAAUGAUAUUGAAUAUAGUACACAUGAUUUUAUAUUUUAAUUCUUAAUUAAGUUAAUAUGAAUUUAUAAGUUAUAUGGUAUGUUUUUAAAUGUGAGUAUGUAUAUUGUCUCUUAUAGUUCUAUUUAGAACGGUCAUUUACAAUUGUUUUAGUCUGUAUGUAAUUUUAUAUGUUUGUAAAUGAA